Molecule: messenger RNA, 741 nt
Organism: Colletotrichum scovillei
Lineage: Eukaryota; Fungi; Ascomycota; Sordariomycetes; Glomerellales; Glomerellaceae
Product: cutinase
Exons: 3
Coding region: 1-741 (246 amino acids)
Biological process (GO): carbohydrate catabolic process
Cellular component (GO): extracellular region
Molecular function (GO): cutinase activity
Source: RefSeq, a predicted model, not a curated record
AUGAAGUUCUUCAGCAUUCUUUCCCUCGCCGUCACCCUCGCCGCCGCGGCACCAGUCGAAGUCGUCGACACCGGCGUCGCUGACCUCCAGGUCCGCCAGACGGGAGCCACCAGCAACGAGCUCGAGUCCGGCAGCAGCUCCGCCUGCCCCAAGGUCAUCUUCAUCUUUGCCCGCGCCUCCACCGAGCCCGGCAACAUGGGAAUCAGCGCUGGACCCAUCGUCGGCGAUGCCCUCAAGAGCCGCUACGGCUCGAGCCAAGUCUGGGUUCAGGGCGUCGGCGGACCGUACAGCGCCGACCUGGCUUCCAACUUCCUCCCCGAGGGAACCAGCACCGUCGCCAUCAACGAGGCCAAGAGGCUCUUCACCUUGGCCAACACCAAGUGCCCCAACUCCGCCGUCGUGGCCGGCGGAUACAGCAGCCAGGGAACCGCCGUCAUGGCCUCGUCCAUCUCAACUCUGAGCUCGACGAUCCAGAACCAGAUCAAGGGUGUCGUCUUGUUCGGCUACACCAAGAACCUCCAGAACCUCGGCCGCAUCCCCAACUUCCCCUCGUCCAAGCUGUCCGUCUACUGCGAUGUUGCGGAUGCCGUCUGCUACGGUAAGCCUGCUUCUCAAUCCUCAAAGACGUCAGAAAAGCCACUAACACGUCUAGGCACGCUCUUCAUCCUGCCCGCGCACUUCCUCUACCAGACUGACGCGGCUGUUGCCGCCCCUAUCUUCUUGGCUGGUCGCAUCGGUUAA